AUGAAUUGGCAAGGAAGAUCAACAUAUAAGCCUAGACCAAGAGGAAGUUUACAGUUUCCUGAACUGAUUGGGCUUAUGCUCAUUAGUGCCUCAACAUUCCAUCAGCCCAGUGAUGAAGAGCCUCAGGAAGAGAAACCACCCACUGAAAGUCAAGAUUCUACACAUGGUCAGGAGAGAGAAGAAGAUCAGGAUGCUGCUGAGAUUCAGAUGCCUGACCUGGAAGCUGAUCUCAAGGAUCUGUCUCAGUCAAAGACGGGGGAUGAAUGGGGAGAUGGUACUGAUGUCCAGGGGAAAAUCCUGCAAAAAUCAUAUCAAUUUAAAAUGCCAGAAAGUGAUAUGCUAUCCAUUAAGAUGCAAAAUUAUGUGCUUUCUGUUUUCCAUAAUAUUAUAAUUUUGAUAAUACAAAGAGAGAACAUUACUACCCCUUUAAAAACAGAAAGCAGAGUUCAAAUGCAGACUUACUUUGAAAAGUAG
Messenger RNA from Chlorocebus sabaeus (green monkey), 474 nucleotides. Lineage: Eukaryota; Metazoa; Chordata; Mammalia; Primates; Cercopithecidae. The record is from RefSeq and is a predicted model, not a curated record.